Aspergillus ruber CBS 135680 is the source of this 2586-nucleotide messenger RNA. It is a transcript of the gene sey1, whose product is annotated as dynamin-like GTPase SEY1. NCBI's taxonomy places the organism in Eukaryota, Fungi, Ascomycota, Eurotiomycetes, Eurotiales, Aspergillaceae. Gene Ontology annotation, cellular component: endoplasmic reticulum. The coding region runs from base 1 to 2586 and encodes 861 amino acids. The record is from RefSeq and is a predicted model, not a curated record. Gene Ontology annotation, biological process: endoplasmic reticulum membrane fusion. The transcript is spliced from 4 exons. Gene Ontology annotation, molecular function: GTPase activity; GTP binding.
AUGGAUUCCAAUGGGCAUCUCGCAUCGGUUGGCAGCGCCAGUGAUAAAGCUGCUUACGAGCAUGGUGUUCAAGUGAUUGACGAGAACAAGGAGUUCAAUCCAAAUCUUUCCACAUAUCUGAGCGUCGAAAAUGUGACCCCCGCUGGUUUCAACUACCAUCUUGUCUCCGUGUUCGGAUCCCAGUCGACCGGCAAGUCCACGCUCCUCAACCACCUCUUUGGUACGCAGUUUUCUGUCAUGUCCGAGUUGGAAAGACGGCAAACGACCAAGGGUAUCUGGCUAUCGAAUAACAAGAAGGUCUCUGAGUCGCCCGGGGAUGCAAACGAGAGAAUGGCCGAUAACAUCCUUGUCAUGGACGUUGAGGGAACGGACGGCCGUGAGAGAGGCGAGGACCAGGACUUUGAACGCAAGAGCGCUCUUUUUGCGCUGGCGACGAGUGAGGUCCUUAUUGUUAACAUCUGGGAACACCAAGUCGGUUUGUAUCAGGGUGCCAACAUGGGACUGCUGAAGACUGUCUUCGAGGUCAACUUACAGCUGUUCUUGAAGGAUAGGAGUACAACCCAUCGAUCGCUUCUGUUUUUCGUCAUCCGUGAUUUCGUCGGAACCACUCCCCUCAAGAACCUUCAAAAGACGUUGACGGAGGACAUUUCCCGUCUGUGGGACUCCAUAUCCAAACCCACUGGCCUUGAGAACUCGAGCGUUCACGAUUAUUUCGACUUCCAGUUCUAUGGGCUUCCCCACAAGGCUUACCAGCCCGAUAAGUUUGUAGAGGAAACGAACAAGCUCAGCCUGCGUUUCCGUGAAGGACAGAAAGAUCUGAACUUGGAUCCGCUUAAAGGCGAAUUCUCCGAGGGAGGUGUCUUCCUUCCCGAAUACCAUCGUCGGAUCCCUGCAGAUGGAGUUUCGAAAUAUGCUGAAGGUAUCUGGGAUCAGAUCGUCAACAACAAAGACCUGGAUCUGCCGACACAACAGGAACUUCUCGCGCAGUUCCGUUGUGACGAAAUCUUGAGGGAAGUGAUGGUGGCCUUUGACCAGGCAGUUGUCCCCUUCGAAGACAAGCAGGCACAAGCGGCUCGUCUGGGAGAAGCGGAGAUUCUCGGUGGCUUGGGAGCGGCGAUGCGAGCUUCACGAACAAAAGCCGUCGACGCUUUCGAGAUUGAAGCUAGCCGUUACCACAAGGGUGUUUAUCAGCGAAAGCGGGCGGAGCUGGAAGGAAAGGUCGACACCCGUCUGAAGGCCCUGUUCUACGGUCAACUUAGUGCAACGCACAAGUCUGGUACCAACGACUUCACCGAGGCUGUUACAGGAGCAGUGAAGGCGGGCCAGAAACGAGGCACUGGUUACGACUUUGCCGAGAUCGUGAAGCAGGAGACAAAGGUUGCGCUGGAGAAGUUCCAGGAGGUCGCUCGCUCCACCGUGGUUGAAGGGCUCGAGUGGAGUAACUACGAAAACGAAUUGGCAUUGUAUGAGAAGGAGCUGGCAGAAGUUAGCUCACGACUGAGAAAGGAUGAAAUGAGGCGUCUGGCAAGUCGGAUUGAGCGGUGGGUGCAGUCGCGUUUAGGUGAGUCUGUCGGGCUUGAAUUCAAUGCUUUGGGGUCUGGACGAGCAGGCGGUGGGGCUCCCGAGGUAGGAGACAAACAAACCGAAAAGGCCUUCUGGGACCGAAUCUGGAAUAUCUUCAGCGAGACGGUCAUCGAUGCGGAGAAGAAAUUCACGGAUCGUGCCAGUAGCUUCGACGCGAGCCUGGAGGAAGUAGACGUUGGUCUAUGGAGACUGCGGAGAAAGUCCUGGGGUGUUUUGCGGACGAAGAUCGACGAGGAGAUGAUCGAGGGCAACCUGCUGCUUAAGUUGCGUGAGAACUUUGAGGACAAGUUCCGCUAUGACGAUGCCGGUGUGCCUCGAAUCUGGCGUCCGACCGAUGACAUUGAAGGCGUAUAUACUCGUGCUCGCGAGUCUACCCUAACUCUGAUCCCGUUCCUAUCUCGAUUCCGUUUGGCAGACACAUCUGCCCCGCCACCAUUGGACCGCUGGGUUGGGCACACUCCCAACUCUGCGACGCCAGCCGAUGAGGAAGACCUUGUCCCGAUUGGCGGUGUAGAUGAAGAGGAAGGCAAGAGCUUGGAGGAGGAGACGACCAUUCUCAGUGACGCCAAACGACAGGAUCUCACAGUGCGGUUUAAGAAGGCAGCAGAUGGAGUGUAUGUGGAAGCCAAGCGGAGCGCCAUCGGUGGCAUGACCCAGGUUCCUCUGUACUUUUAUGGUAUUCUCCUUGCUCUUGGUUGGAACGAAAUCAUUGCUGUCCUCCGGAACCCCGCCUACUUUGUCCUCUUGUUUGUUUGUGCCAUUGCUGGGUACGUGACGUAUCAACUCAAUCUAUGGGGCCCAAUUAUGAAGAUGACUGAGGCGGCGUCCGGCCAGGCGAUGCAGGAAGGCAAGCGCCGUCUGCGCGACUUCCUCGAGUCGUCCGAUACGGGCAGACAGGCCAUUGCCAUGUCGGGUUCCGGUACGGAGAGUUCUCGGGAGGAGUACGAGAUGUCGAACCUUAAGAAGGAGACCUCGUCGAAGGAAGCAGAGGAUGACCUGUAA